Molecule: messenger RNA, 2048 nt
Organism: Neolamprologus brichardi
Lineage: Eukaryota; Metazoa; Chordata; Actinopteri; Cichliformes; Cichlidae
Source: RefSeq, a predicted model, not a curated record
UACUGAGCAGGUCUGCACACAGAGGUGCAGAUGGGCGCAGGAGUGCUGCCUCUCACUCAUAUGUGGAGACUGAAGUGGGGCCGGGUGACGGCUGCUGUUGGUGGCCCGGUACAGCAGAGGAGUGAGCCCUCGCGCUGUCACACAGGAUCUCUGUGUGCUCAGCGCUGCAGCACACAUGAAAGUUGGAGCUGCACGGUGAAGUUUCACAGAAUCACAUGGGAGGAGGCUUCAUCGCAGCUCCGGCUCAUCAGACGCUGCUGGUGACGCUCUACACUUUUCUUCAGGAUUAGUUUGUAGAAGCUGAGCUUGGAAUCAUGAAGGAUCAGAACUUAAACGAGGAUGUGAUGAAGAUCCUGGAAGAAGCUCCUAAUGCCAGAAAAGCUCUGAGGGAAAACUACGACAAUCUGCUCAAUGUGGCCGACUACUGCUACAACAACUACAUACAGGGUGGUGAGGGCAGUGUGAAGGCGUUGGAAGAAACAAAAAAGUUCACCGCCCAAUCGCUGGCCAGCGUCGCUUACCAGAUAAGCACUCUGGCCAGUAGCGUCCUGAGUCUGCUUGAUGCCCAGACCAAUCAGCUUCGCCACAUGGAGUCGUCUAUCAACCUGAUUGGUCAGACCGUGGACAUGCACAAGGAGAAGGUUUUCAGGAGGGAGAUUGGCGUGUUCACGGCGGUGAGACGAGUCCCACGCAGCCACAAGAUCCUCCCUCCCACCAGCAUACAGCCACGCCCACCAUACAGCCGCAAGCCAAUCAACUACCAGCAGCUGGACAGUCUGGGCCACGGCAUGAAGGUCUCUGGGAAACAGUCGGACAAAACCGGAACGAUCCGCAAACACGGCGCCUCCAUCAGGCCCAACAAAGCUCCAGAGGCAGUCCAGUGCCCCGUGGUGCCCCCUGCUGGCAGCUCCAGCUUUGGGAAACCUGUAGCUCCACCCACCAUCCCGCCCGAGGCUGACAUCAUCACCACGCUGCUGGACGAUGCCCCACCUCCUCCUCCUGCUCUCAUUGAGAUGCCAGUUCCAGACGACGCCUUGGCCUUGCCUCCCCCACCUCCUCUUCCUGGUUCAUCGGGAGAUAUAUUAGCCCCACCUCCUCCUCCUCCUCCCCCUCCUCCACCCUUUUCAGGUGCUAGUGCUCCACCACCAGCUCCACCCCUCAGCCUCGAGACAGUGGUGGAAGAGAACAGCUUUCCCUGUGCCUCUCUGCCUCCUCCUCUUCCUCUUUCUGAAGACGACGGCUUCCCUCCGUUGCCCGGUGACACCGCAGACCUGCUGGCCCCACCCCCUCCACCUCCACCUGACCAGGAGAUAGACGUGACCCUCCCAUCCAGGAGGAGUCACCGCCGUCGCUCACCCCCAGCCACUCGCUCUCUCUCUCUGAGGGUCCGCUCAGGCCCCGCCUCUCGCUGCCGCUAUACCCGCUCUCUGUUCCUGCCUACUGUCCAAUCACUCAUGAUUCCCCCACCUCCCCCCUAUCCUCCCCCCUGUGCUCCGCCUCGUCUUUCCUCCUCUUCAUCUCGGCUCUGCUUACCUGCUCGUCUCGAACACCUGGAUCUGGAGAUCCCAGCCCCACCUCCUCCGCUCUCAUUGGAUGAUAUGGUGGGGUUUGAUGACAUACCGCCCCUCCCACCUCCGGUGGAUUACGACACCAACGCCCCUCCAGAUUACAUUGAUAAAGUGAGGGCGCUGUACAGCUAUGAGGCUGUGAAGCCCGAUGAGCUGUCCUUCUCUGAGGGCGACAUCAUCUACCUGACUCAGCGCCAUGACGACGGCUGGUAUCAGGGCGUCCUGAACGGCAGACAGGGGUUCUUCCCUGAGAACUACGUCGAAUCGUGUGGCUAAAUGAAGCCCCGCCCCCUCAUGUUUAACAGCCCCACUGUAGCAUCCACUGAAUGAUUGUUAAUGUAGGGUAACUUGUUGCACACCUCGGAUCAGGUAGACUCCUCUGUUCUUAGCUUCUGGUUGGUUUCCCCACACCUGAGUGAUUAACCCUUCGAGCGCUCGUACAAAUCCUGUGAUUAAUGAAAUAAAGUUUUUCUUCUCAAA